Molecule: messenger RNA, 2154 nt
Organism: Cajanus cajan (pigeon pea)
Lineage: Eukaryota; Viridiplantae; Streptophyta; Magnoliopsida; Fabales; Fabaceae
Product: cyclic dof factor 1
Biological process (GO): regulation of DNA-templated transcription
Molecular function (GO): DNA-binding transcription factor activity; DNA binding
Source: RefSeq, a predicted model, not a curated record
GUGGCUCACAAAUUUUCCCCUUUGCUGAAGUGGCAUUCCAUUUCAACCUAGCUACCCUCUUAAUAAACCAUUUCACACAACAUAAUAACCCUCUCUCUCUCUCUCUCUCUCUCUUUUUCUUAUCUCCACUAUUCCCUAUCCAUUUUUCGUUGCACACCAUGAUCGAGUAAUCAGAGAGACCAAAGAAACAAAAACAACACUGCUGCUAGCUAAUAGCUACACCUACAAAAACAACAAAAACAACAUCAACUUUUCUAUAUACGUGUGUUUGUGUUUAUUUUUUCCAAGAAAGAGAAAGAGUCGGAGCCAAAAUAGAGAAGAGAGAGAUAGAUACUCUUGAACUUGAGUGGUUAGUUAUACAUACAAUAUAACAUAGGAAUGUCUGAGGUUAUUAAAGACUCGGCCAUUAAGCUUUUUGGUAGGACAAUUUCUCUGCCACGCAACAACGAGGCUUCUGCUAAUGAUCCUUCUGAACAUGCUCAAGAUUGUUCUCAUCACAACAAUCAUCCACGUGAAGUGUGCUCUACACCGGAACAUGAAGCUGAGAGGGAUAAGGAACCAUCAAGGAAAGAACUCACCUCAACACAAGAUCAUGAAGAUGCCUCACAUGAUCAAACCCCAGAGGAACCAAAAUCUCCAACAUCCUCAGGCAAUCCGGAGAACCCCAAAACCCCCUCAACCGAAAGAGAGACUUCUUUACUGAAACCCUCAAAAAAUGGAGACCAAAGCGACACAACAAGCUUAUCACAGGACAAAGCUCCAAAGAAACCAGACAAGGUGCUUCCAUGCCCUCGAUGCAACAGCAUGGACACCAAAUUCUGCUACUACAACAACUACAACGUGAACCAGCCUCGCCACUUCUGCAAGCACUGCCAGAGAUAUUGGACCGCAGGAGGAACCAUGAGGAACGUGCCAGUUGGUGCUGGUCGCCGCAAGAACAAAAACUCUCCCUCUUCUGCAUCACACUAUCGCCAAAUCAUGCUUCCCGAGACUCUCCAAAAUGGAUCAUUGCACACUAGUGCUGUCUUGACCUUUGGAUCAGACUCUCCUCUUUGUGACUCCAUGGCUUCUGUGUUAAGCCUCGGAGAUAAAUCACAAAAUGGUGUCCUAAACGGGUUCCAUGCACCUAAGCAUAAUACUAAUACUAAUGGGGAUGAUGUUGAUAACUCUAACUCACUUGGUGGUUCUAUUAUGGCUUCAACUUUGUGUGACAAUGCUACUAGCACACAUGAAGAAUCAGUGGAUAAUAAGAGUUAUCAAGGUUUCACUCCUUGGCCUUAUCCAUGGAACCCUUCUGGAUUUUGCCAUCCUGUGUCAUUCUACCCCACACCACCAUUCUGGGGUUGCAUGCCAAUGCCAGUACCACCAGCAUCACCCUCUUGGAGUUCCCACUCCUUCCCUAAUUACCCACCUGCCCCUACUAGUUCUGGUCCAAACUCACCAACCUUGGGGAAACACUCAAGAGAUGGGGACAUUUUAUUUCAGCCUGGCACAGAAAAUAACAAGAGUGUGUUGAUCCCCAAGACACUGAGAAUUGAUGACCCUACUGAGGCUGCAAAGAGCUCCAUAUGGUCAACACUAGGGAUCAAGAAUGACAAGUUAAAUAACCAUUCCCUCAAUGGAGGAGGACUUUUCAAGGCAUUUGCAUCAAAGGGUGAUGACAAGAACAAGAACCAUGGGAUGGUGGUUGAAGCAUCACCAGUGCUGCAAGCCAACCCUGCUGCGUUGUCAAGGUCCCUUGUCUUCCAUGAGAGGACAUAAUUGCUGUGAUCUAGCUUCAUCAGAUUCUAAAUUGUUUCUGAUUCUCAAGUAGCAGCAGUAGUAGGCCAUACCAGUUCAACUUCAACUACAACCUUGUUCUGGGGUGGUUACAUGUUCUUUUUGGCUUUUCUCCAUGAGAAGUUGUAUUAUUCACCAACAUUUCUGCAGGAUUUGUAGGACAGGAUAUAUAUAUAUAAAGUCUAGCUUCCCUUAGUUCCCGUCUUGAACCUGUCAGAGCGAACAGGUGUUUUUUCAGAUUUAGAUCACUUGGUGAGUAAAUAUCUUUCAUGUACAUUAUAAUUAUAUAUAUAUAUAUAAGAGACAGCAUAAAUAACAAGGAGAAAAGACAAAGGAAAGCAGAUUCUUAAUUGGACUAAAAUCCAAUGGUGGUUA